AUGUUAUAUUAAAUAAUUUCUUUUUGUUUAAUUUUUAAAGCAAGGAUCUCUUAAUAAUUGAAUCUAAUUGUUAUUUAGUAAUUUACUGAACUCUAUAGGCUUUUUAAUUAAAAAAUUGAAGUAGCGUGUAAAUGCUAUCUAAUUGAGAGUAAUCCAAUAAUUGUUAUAAAUGGGAAAAAAUUUUUUUUAAAGAACAGAAUUUAUACCAGGAAUGCAUACAAAUAUUUAGAUCUUUUUGAAUUGAGAAAACGAAUUAUUAAAUCCCUAUCUUAGUCGAUGAACUAUUUCCUCUAAAUAAUGAUGAAUUACAAAGAUGUUAAAUCUUAAAAGUUUAUUAUUAAAAAAAUUAAAUAAAAAUUAUUAAAAUAGAAUUUGAAUCUAUAUUGCGAGUUCAUAAUGCAAUAUGAAUAACAAUAUUAAAAUGUUAUGAAAAACGCUACUACAAUAAGAGCAGACAUGUAUUUAAUUAUGAACAUUCAAAUACAAUAUUUUUCUACCUCAAAAAGUUUAUUACCUUUAUCAUUAUAUAAUUCUAAUUCUAUUAGACUUAAAUAUAUUAUGGGUUCUAUUACUUUUUGGAUUAGAUUAAAUAAGUUAUCUAAAGGAUGA
Paramecium tetraurelia is the source of this 609-nucleotide messenger RNA. RefSeq lists its product as uncharacterized. The record is from RefSeq and is a predicted model, not a curated record. The transcript is spliced from 2 exons. NCBI's taxonomy places the organism in Eukaryota, Ciliophora, Oligohymenophorea, Peniculida, Parameciidae.